Peromyscus eremicus (cactus mouse) is the source of this 1495-nucleotide messenger RNA. RefSeq lists its product as uncharacterized. Gene Ontology annotation, molecular function: structural constituent of chromatin; protein heterodimerization activity; DNA binding. Lineage: Eukaryota; Metazoa; Chordata; Mammalia; Rodentia; Cricetidae. The transcript is spliced from 3 exons. The coding region runs from base 113 to 1111 and encodes 332 amino acids. Gene Ontology annotation, cellular component: nucleosome. The record is from RefSeq and is a predicted model, not a curated record.
UUCAAGUCGCUGUCUCCGCCCCGCCCGCGGGAAGAGUGCGCCUAUAAAGACCGGCGGCCGGGGACCCGGGCAAGUCCCCGCGCUCCUGUUCUCGGUGUCUUCCGUUUCUGCCAUGGCUCGCACAAAGCAGACGGCCCGCAAGUCCACCGGCGGCAAGGCCCCGCGCAAGCAGCUGGCCACCAAGGCUGCCCGCAAGAGCGCGCCGGCCACGGGCGGCGUGAAGAAGCCGCACCGCUACCGGCCCGGCACCGUGGCGCUGCGCGAGAUCCGGCGCUACCAGAAGUCGACCGAGCUGCUGAUCCGCAAGCUGCCGUUCCAGCGGCUGGUGCGCGAGAUCGCGCAGGACUUCAAGACCGACCUGCGCUUCCAGAGCUCGGCCGUGAUGGCGCUGCAGGAGGCGAGCGAGGCCUAUCUGGUGGGUCUGUUCGAGGACACCAACCUGUGCGCCAUCCACGCCAAGCGCGUCACCAUCAUGCCCAAGGACAUCCAGCUGGCCCGCCGCAUUCGCGGGGAGCGUGACGGCGUCCCGGAUCACAUUCUCCAGGAACACCUUCAGCACCCCGCGGGUCUCCUCGUAGAUGAGGCCGGAGAUGCGCUUGACACCACCGCGCCGGGCCAGGCGGCGGAUAGCGGGCUUGGUGAUGCCCUGGAUGUUGUCGCGCAGAACCUUGCGGCGUCAGCCAGCCAAAGUCGCAAAAACAUGGCUCGCACGAAGCAGACGGCCCGCAAGUCCACCGGCGGCAAGGCCCCGCGCAAGCAGCUGGCCACCAAGGCUGCCCGCAAGAGCGCGCCGGCCACGGGCGGCGUGAAGAAGCCGCACCGCUACCGGCCCGGCACCGUGGCGCUGCGCGAGAUCCGGCGCUACCAGAAGUCGACCGAGCUGCUGAUCCGCAAGCUGCCGUUCCAGCGGCUGGUGCGCGAGAUCGCGCAGGACUUCAAGACCGACCUGCGCUUCCAGAGCUCGGCCGUGAUGGCGCUGCAGGAGGCGAGCGAGGCCUACCUGGUGGGUCUGUUCGAGGACACCAACCUGUGCGCCAUCCACGCCAAGCGCGUCACCAUCAUGCCCAAGGACAUCCAGCUGGCCCGCCGCAUCCGCGGGGAGCGGGCCUGAGUUGCGUUUCUAGAAAGUCGACAUAAAAAAAGGCUCUUUUCAGAGCCACCUACGUUGUCAUUAAGAGCAGCUGUGUCAGCUUUGAACCGGGGGUCAGGCAGAACCUGAACUUAAUUUCCAGUAUGUCAAGCAUAUCCCCAAAUGUGUCCGACCUAACAAAUAGGAUUGAACCUUUUUCCGUCCGUUUGGGUGUCAAGCUAAGGAGGAAUUCUAGGAGACACGGAUUCUCUGGAAACACGACCGUAGGAAAUCAAUUUCAAGUCAACCAUCAAGCAGGGUGACCCAUAAAAGGAAAAGUUAACUUGUUUCAGCCUGGUGCUUAGGAAACAGCCAAUGAGUGAAAGGGAGACGGACAGGUGAAGGGAGAACUGCGGCUUUCAUUUA